GAUUUUUUUAAGAAGAGAGAGAGGGAGAGAGAGGGAGACGGCUUCUCACCGGAAGCUCUACGCAGCAUAAAAUAGUUUUCAGACAAAACCUUCGAAACACGCAGCAGCAGAUAUUAUUGGUGAUGGCGCAUCAGGAUGCUCGGUGUAAUGAUUCAAACGCACAAGAUCAUACUUCAAUGACCAUUGAGUUCCUCCGUGCGCGUUUGCUUGCUGAAAGAGCUGUUUCCAAGAGCGCAAGAGCUAAACUUGAUAGCCUCUCUGAUAAAGUAGCAGAGCUGGAGGAACAGCUCAAGAUUGUGUCUUUACAGAGAAAAAAGGCGGAACAGGCUACUGCUGAUGUCCUUGCUAUCCUUGAAGCAAACGGGUUUCAUGAUCAUGAUGCUUAUGAUUCAAGCUCUGAUCAAGAAAGCCACUCUCAGACUACUACUCAUUCAGUGUCUACCAAAAGUCUAUCCUGGAAAGGCCGCAGGAGAGAAGCUAGUUCUUCCGACAAGACCAAGGAGUCUCGUAAUAGGAGAGAGAGAGGCUUCGUGUCUGCUUACUUUUCCUCGCCAAGACACCACCGGCAAGGAAGAUCUUGUCGACAAAUAAAACGCAGCGAGUCAAGAAAUGUGUCUGAAGAUCACAAGAGAGAUGGAAAUACAGUUGUUGAUCUUCAAGGAAAAGGAGAUCGCACUGAAGUGCUUCCUAAAACAAGUGAAGAAGCAUCCACAACUGUGGUUGAUGUUAAGGGAGAAGAAAGCUUGCAGAAGUUGUCAUGUUCAAGUGUUUUCGAGAAGGGAAACAGCAUGGACGUCAACUUGGAGAAAGCGUUAAGAAAACGUGCGCAAGUUGUUGGAUCUUAUGAAGAUAUGGAAGAGACUCAGAAGCAAUGGGAGAAGAAGUUCACUGAGAAUAAAUCAUCUGCCCUGGAUGUAUGUGACGUAGGAAACCAUUCAGAUGUGACAGAUGAAAGUAACGGAGAAAAAUCUCAAGCUCAGGUUCAAGGUUCCACAUUAGUACACUCAAAGUCUAUGGCCAAUGAAGUUGACCUUGAAACUUUGUCACAUGGUUCGCCUGAUAAUUCAGUAACAUCACCUGAUAAGUGCUGCAAAAGUUGCGGUUCCAAAUCUGUGGAACUAGAUGCUUCUCUUUCUGGAGACAACGGAAAGCAUAUCUCUGAGAGUCCUAAAAGUGAGUCUUCCCAUCCACAGAGCUGCAAAGGUAGCUCUGAGCAAUCUUCAUCAACUAUUCGAGCAACUACUGUACCACGACCAAACUCUAGAGGUGGUUGUUUUGGUAGUAAUGCUACUACCACCAUCCAGAAAGUAGAUUAUCCCUUACUUCCAGUGGCAAAGGAAACGUCUGAUACAUGUGAUACUGUGCUCACUGCGCUAAAGCAAGCUAAGCUGUCUCUGCAAGAGAAAGUCAAUAGCUUACACAUCACAAAACCUGAGUAUCUUUCCGAGAGUUCUUAUCCUUCAACGCCAGUUUCAUAUAUGAACACACUACCGAUAGAGCCAGCAUUUGGUACCAAACCAUCUCUCCCUGCUUCCAACGUCGGCUCCAUGCUAGAUUUUCCUGUUGGCUGUGCCGGACUUUUCAGAGUACCCACUGAUUUUUCACCUGAGUUAUCAACGAGGAACAGCUUUGUAGCCUCUAGUUCUCAGAAAGCUCUUGUUAACCAUUUACCUGAGAGAGACAUUCCUUUGCUACCUGGAGAUCAGGUUUUCACCAAAACAUUAACAUCCACAAGAAACCUCCUGGAUCAUGGCUUCCAAAGCCAAUUAAUAGACACAGAGCGCCCUUUGACCACUCCAUACAUUGGUGGACCAAAACUAUGGGCAGGCUUCAGGGAAGAUGGUCAACCUGUUGUGGAUACUCAAGAAUCAAGACUUCAUAAAGGCACACCAAGGGCUUCAGGGAGUGUCAGAACAUCUGGUUUUCAAGGUAACCAACUAUCCUCAACUAGCUUCGACAUGGAUAGACAAGUAAGUACAUAUACUCCCCUGUCAAUGUCACCUACUCGAAGCUUGUACCCAGAUUCAGUUCUGCGUAGUAGAGAAAUGUACUCGACUCCUUAUUACACGCGUGCGGCUGGGCUGCCUCCUACUGGUGGUUCAGGUGACGACUUAUUUAGGCGAGUAUGAUUCUGUUGGAUGCUUGUGCACUGUUGUAGUAGACUAUACCAGCUUUGUAUGAAUUUGGAUACUGUAAAGAAGAGGCAAAAGUGAUUCAUAGCUUUGCAAUGAUAGGAAAAUUGUCAUAAGUAGGGUGGUUUUUAA
Messenger RNA from Raphanus sativus (radish), 2264 nucleotides. RefSeq lists its product as uncharacterized. The coding region runs from base 123 to 2129 and encodes 668 amino acids. The record is from RefSeq and is a predicted model, not a curated record. Lineage: Eukaryota; Viridiplantae; Streptophyta; Magnoliopsida; Brassicales; Brassicaceae. The transcript is spliced from 6 exons.